CUGGAAGAUGGAAAGAAAGAAGUUAAUGUGGUCAGGUUGAAAGAAGAAGAGGUGGAAAAUGAGGAAGAUGUGCUGGAUUUGUUUCGCAGUGGAACUAAGUUAAGAACUGCAGUAGCCACUUCUGCCAACUCAAACUCGAGUCGUUCUCAUACAGUUCCGCAGAUCAUAAUGAAACAACAUAAUAAGCUGUGGGGUAAAUUUUCUUUGAUCGACCUUGCUGGUAACGAACGCGGACAAGAUACUGGUAACUCUGAUGAACAAACUAGGAUGGAAGGUGCCGAAAUCAACAAAUCUCUGCUAGCUCUUAAGGAAUGUAUCCGUGCUAUGGCCAAGAACAGCAAUCAUGUUACAUUCAGAACUUCGAAGCUCACUCUUGUGUUACGAGAUUCCUUUGUUGGCAAAAAUGCUGAGACUUGCAAAUCACAUAGUCAAUUUACGAAUCACAUAGUCAAUGUCCUCAAUUGUUAA
Auanema sp. JU1783 is the source of this 468-nucleotide messenger RNA. The record is from the annotation of a GenBank genome assembly. NCBI's taxonomy places the organism in Eukaryota, Metazoa, Nematoda, Chromadorea, Rhabditida, Rhabditidae.